Molecule: messenger RNA, 946 nt
Organism: Zonotrichia leucophrys gambelii
Lineage: Eukaryota; Metazoa; Chordata; Aves; Passeriformes; Passerellidae
Gene: TMEM156
Product: transmembrane protein 156
Exons: 6
Coding region: 2-946 (314 amino acids)
Source: RefSeq, a predicted model, not a curated record
CAUGUGCUUGCUUUUGAGAAAACCAGUAGUCUUCAGAUUAGGACUAGGAAUAAUUAUCGUGUUUAUUUUGUGUUUACCUGAAUUUUUCAAAAUCCAUGAAGCCAACACUGUCAUGGUGUCCUGCAUGGAUACCUGUUCAUCAAGUAACAUCACUUUUCCGCUUUGUACUUUUAACAAUUCUUACAAAACAUCAGUGCAACAAAGAAGAGAAACCCAGACUAUUUUGCUGAAGGUCAUUAUAAAUAAUACCAAUUUCCAAAACAUUCCAUGUAUUUGCCAGUCGUCCUGGAGGGAACAACAGUCCCACCCUAAACAGAGAGAGUGUGAAUCCAAGAGGGAUGUGAAUGUUGAUCAUCAAGGAUCAGGGUCAGUAACUAAAGAAACAAAAGGCUCGCUUGAAGUGAAAACAGAAAACAUUACUUAUUUUUAUAAAUAUUUUAAUUUCACUACGAUUUCCAAGAAAGAAGUGGAGCAUAAUACAAACUACCUGAUGGAAAUCCACAUCAACAAUUCUAUGGUCAGAGGACAAAACGCAGCCAACAAACAACUAAAUCAUUCUUGUCUCUUGGCAAUGAUGGAAGACCAAAAUGACUGUGUAAAUAUUUCACUGCAACUGAAGUCUUAUAUGGAAUAUCCAAUGUGUAUGACGAAGAUCACUUGGCUCACUAUGAUUGCAGUAGUUUUUGUAUUUACUGUUUCAAUUGUCAUCUACAAAAUAGUCCAAGAAAAUAAACGGAACUCAGAUUAUAAACAAAGAGUAGCAACAUCAGUUUCUACUGUUCUAAGAAGAAAGAGUUCCAUACAUGCAAGAAGAACUGUAUCUGCUACUAAAAUUCAUCCUUUUCCUGUGAACACCAGCAAACAACAGGCCCCACUUCCUGCACAGACCACAAACAGACUAUCUGUAAUUCCUGAACAAGAGCAUUGUCACGUGGAACAACUGUAG